AUGCGCAGCGCUUUGAUCUUUCUACUCUAUGUCGCCAGCCUGGUCUCAGGCAAUGUUCUGCCGAGGCAAGCUGCCGGCGACAUUCGGGUUGGCAUUCGUCAGCUUCAGAGCAAUACACAAGCCAAUACUACAUCCACCCUGCUUCCUACGUCCACAACUUCUGUGACUCUUGCCUCCACUCCAACUGGGACGCGGACGGGGUCAGAUCCAGGAACUGGAACUGGAACAGCGACAGUAUCGGGUCCAGGCACGACUGGAAAUGAAACGACGACGGCAACUUCGUCUCUCUCAUCAACAUCUACUAACCCAAGUAGAACGAGUACGCCUCGCGGUCCUCCCCCAACUUCCACUCCAUGCGAGAAAUGCUCUGAGAGCAGCUCUGCUACCUCAACCUCAGUCUCAACUCCAUGCGAGAGAUGCUCUGAGAGCAAUUCUGCAACCUCCACCCCAUGCGAAACUAAAACCACUCUGACGACUACUCCAUGCGAAACUGAAACCACUCCGACGACUACUCCAUGCGAGACUGAAACCAUUCCGACGACCACUCCAUGCGAGACUGAAACCAUUCCGACGACCACUCCAUGCGAGACUGAAACCAUUCCGACGACUACUCCAAGUGAGACUGAAACCAUCCCGUCGACUACUCCAUGCGAGACUGAAACCAUUCCGACGACCACUCCAAGUGAGACUGAAACCAUUCUGACGACUACUCCAUGCGAGACUGGAACCAUUCCGACGACUACUCCAUGCGAAACUGAAUCGUCAACCCCCCUUCCGACUACUAUGACUACUACGUUCACGACAACUACCUGUCCGAUCUCGUGGACUUCUGUCACAAGUGGAUCGGCUGUCAUCAGUCAGCCGGUGACUCUGACUAGCACUCUCACCCUGACCUCUGUUGUCACCUGCAACGAGGGAUGCCGUGAGACAACUACCCCAACUGAGACCGGUGGUUUGAUUCCGUCCGCUACUUCGGCUCCCGAAUCUUCCUCUCUUGCGUCUGUAAGCUCUCUUGCGUUUGAGAGCUCGCCUGCGGCCCAAAGUACUGCUGCGUCCCAAAGUUCUCCUGCAACCCAAAGCUCUCCAGCUGCGAGUGAGAGCUCCUCUAGUUCUGGAAGCACUGUAGCCUCCGGUUUCCCUACGGUGCCUGUUGCUUCUGCUAGUAGUAGCCCUGUCUUCAAUGCCGCCUCGUCUCAAUUCCAAAAUUCUCUGACUGGCUUCUUCCCCGGUCUUGUCAUUGCCUUGGUACUGAUAUGA
Molecule: messenger RNA, 1257 nt
Organism: Penicillium pulvis
Lineage: Eukaryota; Fungi; Ascomycota; Eurotiomycetes; Eurotiales; Aspergillaceae
Exons: 2
Coding region: 1-1257 (418 amino acids)
Source: RefSeq, a predicted model, not a curated record